GAAACCACAGUACCCUCAAUUUCAACAUUUGCCAGCCGCCAUGGCUUCACGGAAGCCGAAUUUCGGUGUCUACACUCCAUUAUUGACCUUCUUUGCCAAAGACGAAUCUCUUGAUCUUGAAAGCACCUUGACACAUGCAAAGCGUAUGGCUGAAGGCGGUGUCGCUGGACUUGUUCUUCAAGGCAGUAACGGCGAAGCACCGCAUCUGGAUCACGACGAUCGCAAAUCCCUUGUUCGCGCGGUGCGCAACCAUCUCGACGGGUUGGGGCAUGCGCAAAUACAGCUUAUCGUUGGUUGUGGCGCACAUAGCGUCCGAGAAACACUGACGCAUAUCACCGAGGCUGAGGAGUCUGGCGCCAACUUUGCACUGGUCUUGCCCCCGUCAUACUGGGUUGCAGCCAUGACCCCUGCUGUGGUCGAAGAGUUCUUCAACGACGUAGCAUCCCGCUCCCCUCUUCCAGUCCUGAUCUACAACUUCCCUGGUGUCACCGGUGGUAUCGACAUAAGUUCCGACUCGAUCAUUAGGCUGGCCCAGUCCAACUCCAAUAUUGUCGGUUGCAAGCUCACCUGCGGCAAUGUCGGUAAGCUGCAGCGUAUCUCAUCCACCCUGCCUGCAGACUCCUUUGCCGCGUUCGGAGGAAAGUCGGAUUUCUUCCUGCCCGCCUUAGUAGCAGGGUCCAACGGGAUCAUCGCGGCUCUUGCCAACAUCGCGCCAAAACUGCACGUGGAAGUGCUGAGAAGAUAUGAGAAUGGUGACAUCAAGGGUGCGCAAGAGCUCCAAUCCCGGCUCAGUCAUGCAGACGACGCCCUCGUUAAAGUGGGUGUGACUGGUGUCAAAGCCAUCGUGUCUCAUUAUUUCGGGUAUGGUUCAGGGCAAGGACGUAAGCCCCUGGGAUGCCCUACCGUGGAUGCCUUUAGUGCAAGUGUUCUGGACCCCAUUCAGAGGGUGGUUGAUCUGGAGAAAAUGUAUAACUAGACCAUACUUCUUAGGCCUAAAC
Molecule: messenger RNA, 998 nt
Organism: Aspergillus aculeatus ATCC 16872
Lineage: Eukaryota; Fungi; Ascomycota; Eurotiomycetes; Eurotiales; Aspergillaceae
Product: dihydrodipicolinate synthase family protein
Exons: 2
Coding region: 41-976 (311 amino acids)
Molecular function (GO): 4-hydroxy-tetrahydrodipicolinate synthase activity
Source: RefSeq, a predicted model, not a curated record